AAACAGAGGGAGAGCGUUCACAGCUAUUCCAAUCGCAGAACUCAAAACCCGCCGUUACGUUGGUGAUGAAUCAUUCGCAGAACUCAUCAGCGUCGGCCACCACCGGCUCAUCACCGGCUGACGAUUCCAAACAGAAUCUCAACCAAGUCAUCAACUCCAUACAGAAAACCCUAGGGAUGCUCCACCAACUCUAUCUCACCGUCGACUCCCAGCUUCCGUUUCUCCAGCGCAUGAACGCUCUUGUGUCGGAGCUUGAUAAUAUGGCGAAAUUAGCAGAGAAGUGUGAUAUUCAGGUGCCCAUGGAGGUUCUCAGUUUAAUUGAUGAUGGGAAGAAUCCAGAUGAGUUUACUAGGGAUGUUUUGAAUAGUUGCAUUGCCAAAAACCAGAUUACCAAAGGAAAAACAGAUGCUUUCAAGGGUUUGCGGAAGCAUCUUUUGGAUGAACUUGAAGAGGCAUUUCCUGAUGAAGUGGAAGCUUAUAGGAUGAGUCGUGCAACUUCUGCAGCAGAAGCAAAACAGGCAUUACCAAAUGGCGACGUGAAGGUGAAGCCAGAAAUGUGAAAAUCGAGGCUUCCUUUACAACAUUAUUCAUUAGUACUUCUGGAGCUUUGUUUUAAAGUUU
This is a messenger RNA of Ipomoea nil (Japanese morning glory), 621 nucleotides long. RefSeq names its product mediator of RNA polymerase II transcription subunit 10b-like. Gene Ontology annotation, biological process: positive regulation of transcription by RNA polymerase II. Gene Ontology annotation, cellular component: chromatin; mediator complex. Bases 66 to 560 code for a protein of 164 amino acids. The record is from RefSeq and is a predicted model, not a curated record. Gene Ontology annotation, molecular function: transcription coregulator activity. Lineage: Eukaryota; Viridiplantae; Streptophyta; Magnoliopsida; Solanales; Convolvulaceae. The transcript has a single exon.